AUGGGCAUCGUCGGAAAUCUCAGUCCAGACGAACUCCACUCCUUCAACUCCCAAGGUUAUUUUGUUAUAGAAUCGUUUGCCAGUGCGGAGGACAUCGAUGCCUUGAGGAAGAGAAUGGACCAAUUGCUUCACGACUUCGACUGCUCCGCCACCGCCUCUAUUUUCUCUACCAAGAAUCAGCAACAGUCGACGGACAAUUACUUCUACGAAAGCGUCGAGAAGAUUUCGUUUUUCUUCGAAGAGAAAGCUUUUGGGAAUGAUGGAGAGCUACAACAGCCAAAGGAACUUUCCAUUAACAAAGUUGGCCAUGCGUUACAUGAGCUCGAUCCAGUAUUUAAAGGUUUCUCCUAUUCUGAGAAAGUUUCAAGUUUGUUCUCCUCCUUGGGUUAUAAAAGGCCCAUCAUCAUUCAGUCUAUGUACAUAUUUAAGCAACCUGGUAUUGGAGGUGAGGUAGUACCGCAUCAGGAUAACUCAUUUCUUUAUACCGAACCACCAACUUGCACAGGGCUGUGGCUGGCCCUAGAAGAUGCAACAAUAACGAAUGGCUGCCUAUGGGCUAUACCUGGAUCUCAAAAGAAUGGCCUUGUCAGACGGUUCAUUAGAGGUGAAGGGGGUGUGACCUUUGAUCGUCCUUCCCCUGAGUAUGAUCAAAAGGAUUUUGUGCCUAUUGAAGUGAAAGCUGGGUCUUUAGUUGUUAUUCAUGGUGAUCUUAUUCAUCAAAGUUUUGAGAAUCAGUCCUCAAAAUCAAGGCAUGCGUACAGCUUGCAUGUGGUGGAUACUGAUGGCUGCAAAUGGGCUCAAGAUAAUUGGAUCAGGCGAAAAGUGGAGCCAGAGCCUCUCUAUGUAUCUUCUUCGGACCUGAAAUUCAAUCUCUAG
Molecule: messenger RNA, 876 nt
Organism: Prunus armeniaca (apricot)
Lineage: Eukaryota; Viridiplantae; Streptophyta; Magnoliopsida; Rosales; Rosaceae
Source: the annotation of a GenBank genome assembly